AUGAAGACCACUCAAAGUAUCUUGAUCGUGUUGGCAGUGAGCUCAAAUGCAUGUUUGGCAUUCACUUCACCAACUGUUGGAAGAACCACCACUGCGGCUGGAGUUCGUCAAUCAUCAUCAUCAUCAUCACCAUCACCUUCCGGCACUCGUCUUUACGCCAACGACAACAAUCCAUUUUCCUUCUUGAGUGACAUUCUGCAACCCAAGGAAGCUGCCAAGGCUGUAGCGGCACCAAAAUUUGAGCCAGUUACCAUUGCUAACGACUUUCGAGUGGCCGGUGCUUUCUUGGCCGGAGGAUUGCUUUUGGACCAAAUUCCUUAUAUUCAACUAACCUUGGGUCCCCUCGUGACUUUGUUGGGAUUGCUCUUUUUGGUCCAAAGUUUCCGAAUUCGAUUCGUAUUCAACGAAAAUAACGAAUUGGAGCUGGUCAAUGUCAAGAAUAUUCUGACAGGAGAAAUGGAAGGUUCCGGGGAAAAUGUCGUGGUGGGCGGCGCCAAUGUAUGGGCCUGCGAUUCCAUUGUCAAUUACGACUUCUUUCCUGCCAUUGGUAGCAGUCCUGUCGGUCCCAUUUUGGUCUAUUUCAAAGAGACUCAAACAGAUUCACAAUUCUGGAAUGAUGGCCCAGGAGAAUUUGCCAAUAAGGAAGAAAAGAUACAAUCGGGAGAAGCAGUUCCGGGACAAGUCCACUUUUUCCCUGCGGUUUGCAAUUCUGAACAAAUCAAACAAGAAUUUGAAAAGCGUGGAUGCGCCAAGCUGUAG
Messenger RNA from Cylindrotheca closterium, 759 nucleotides. Lineage: Eukaryota; Bacillariophyta; Bacillariophyceae; Bacillariales; Bacillariaceae. The record is from the annotation of a GenBank genome assembly.